Molecule: messenger RNA, 555 nt
Organism: Papaver somniferum (opium poppy)
Lineage: Eukaryota; Viridiplantae; Streptophyta; Magnoliopsida; Ranunculales; Papaveraceae
Exons: 2
Coding region: 151-495 (114 amino acids)
Source: RefSeq, a predicted model, not a curated record
UCAAAAUCAAUGUAGAAUCCUACUGCAACUUCGUUUUCUCGAGUUCCUCUCAAUCAAUUAACUGGAUUUGUUAAUCUGAAGCUAAAGGAGGAUAAUCACUAUACCUGGAAGAAUCUUAGACUCCGGUGAUUCAUAAAUAUAUAUAAGCUAAUGCGUUUUAUUGAUGGUUCACAUCCAUGUCCUCCUCAAUUUACUUCGCCGAGGAAUGAGAUGAAUGGAAUUGAGAAUCAGUUGUUUCUAGACUGGAUUGAUGAAGAUUCAACUAUUAUUAUGUGGAUAAAUUCAACAAUUUCAGAUUCUGUCAUCGCUUACUUCUCAAGAUCAACAACUUCUCAUCAAUUAUGGACAAGCAUCGAAGAAAUAUUUUCCAGAGCUUCUUCUACUCAUUCUAUACAACUUCGUACAAAGAUAUUAUCUCUCACACAAGAUGGAGGCUGGAUUCUUAAUGGGUUUUUUUUAAAAAGAGGGUCAGAAGAUGAACUGGUGAAGAAAUAAUUGCUUUCUUAAGGCAUUCUUUAUCUAAUUGAUGUGGAGAUUUAUCUCUUUGGUCAUGCA